UGGUAAGGGCUCAGUAUAUAAAAAGGCUCUCAGGGUUCAACGACGCAAAACGAACCGGUUGUCUGCAAUCUUACACGGACACAAAUACAUAAUACAUGAAAAAGACGAAAACUGAAAACAGACAAUGUGGAAGACAGUCUUUUAUGUGUCAGUGCUAAUCUUCGUGACAUCGUGCACCUUUUCAAGCGCAAGAAGAGGCCAAGCUCGUGGGAAAUGUGAAAUCAUUCGGGAUGAGAUCGUAAGACGACCCAACUCGGAUAAAACUAUUUACAUUCCAACAUGUGACCUAGACGGAACGUUUGCUAGAAAACAGUGUCGCUACCAGCCCACCACAGUAACUUGUUGGUACGUAGACAAGAACGGCAAGCCUAUUGGUAAAAACAGAUACACCCACGUAAUCAGCACGUAUAGCAGCACGAGAAAAAAGUCAAUGACGCUAACACAACAGCAAAUGACAAACAAUACAAAGAGAACAAUUCGAUAUAAAAUAAGGGCGUCAAAUAAAGAAAUCGUCGAAACAAACCCGUUGAUGGUAAAGACAGGAAAUGCCAAUAUCACCGUAAAGUAUUUGACAAAAUGCGAGAAAUUACGAGAAAGAAGACUUCGUCAGGUCCGUCCUCAAUGA
This is a messenger RNA of Xenia sp. Carnegie-2017, 625 nucleotides long. RefSeq lists its product as uncharacterized. The record is from RefSeq and is a predicted model, not a curated record. NCBI's taxonomy places the organism in Eukaryota, Metazoa, Cnidaria, Anthozoa, Malacalcyonacea, Xeniidae. Bases 125 to 625 code for a protein of 166 amino acids. The transcript is spliced from 4 exons.